AUGCAUUUGGAAUGCAACAUCUACUUGAGUGUACCUGACAUAUCUCUAGCAGAAUUUGAAGAGAGACUGUGCAUCUUUGAGGAUCUCAAGGCUUUGGAAGCCCAACUUUUCGCAUUGGGUGAUGAUGAGCAACAGUUAUUUACAGAUAUAAAACAAGUUGAGAAUUUCACGCGCACAAAUGUUAAGAAGUACAACAAGACUUGUGUGGUUUUUUCAGUCCUUAAGAAAAUAGGACAUUGGAUAUGUUUCCUGAUGUUCUUGGAGGAGAAAGCCUUCAGAGAGAAAAGAAAUAGGCCCUAUGGCAAAGAGACUCAUCCCACUUCUUGA
Messenger RNA from Fraxinus pennsylvanica, 327 nucleotides. Lineage: Eukaryota; Viridiplantae; Streptophyta; Magnoliopsida; Lamiales; Oleaceae. The record is from the annotation of a GenBank genome assembly.